ACUGAAUACGGGUCCAAUGGCGGCAGACUGCGAGGAUGGAUCCGCCUUCUAUCGAUAUUUGUCGGCCCUAGGCUCGGAAUAUGAGAAAAUGAUCCAAGAGAACAUGGCUUUACGAAAGCUACGAAAGGAAGGGGAGCUGACAGAGCCUGAGAAAUCUGAGAACGCGAAAGCGGAAGGAGCUCUACACGGUGACCGACACGGUGAAGCGCACGACGGAGCGCACGACGGAGUGCAAGCUGCAGGAGACAGAGCGGAAGGCUCUGAUGGAUCUGAUGGCGCCAAAGUUCUCAAAGUGGAGAAGAGUGAGAUGAGUCGCCAUGGAGACAAUGGAGACACCACGACCGGAGGGACCCUCAGAUCGUUGGCGCAGGAGUGGGAAGAUUCGGCAUCGAUGCAUUCCAUGCAUUCGAUGCAAUCUGUGGAUGCUCCAGUAGCACCUGUCGUGGCAUCUGCUGCUCCACCUCCUCCAGAGACUCCAGCACCUUUCGCCCCAGACGCUUCGCAUCCAUCGACGCCAAAGAAGACUCGAAUCAGCUUGGACCCUGCGGAGGAUCCUCAACUGCCUGGUGGCGUGGAGGUUCCAGACACGUCCAGUGCGUCUGAUAGCCAGACGGAAACAAAGGACAGCGAUCAGGAGAUGUCACGGAGGAAGUCCACAGCAACCAGGUAUUCGUAUGUUAAAGACAUGCAGAUCCAGGAGCAUGACGAUCGCGAGGAUAAUGCGACAUUUUUUCUCAUGUUGGAUGUCGUUCCUGCUAUUGUGAUCAUGCUGAGUGCAGUUGUGGCUGGUGUCAGCGCAGACAAUGACCCAAACAACACCGGCUGGAAAGUCCUUGAGAUUCUAUUCACUGUCUUCUUUAUUGGAGAAGUCAUUGUGAAGUUGCGAGUCUUUGGCUGGAAAGAAUAUCUAUGGGGGCCGGAGUGGUAUUGGAGUUGGUUUGAUAUUCUCUGCAUCAUUUUGGCCGUGGUCUAUAUGGGAAUUACUUACACGGCCGAUCAAGAAGCUCCAGGUAGCAGUGCGCUGGGUUCCAUGAAGACUUUGAAGCUCGCGAGAUUGGGCCGAAUCGUCCGCUUGUUGAAAUUCAAGAUUUUCACGGAGCUGAAGUUGAUGAUCCAAGGGGUCUUCACUGGGCUUCGUGUGCUUUUUUGGGCCAUUGUCCUUUUGGUGACCUGCAUGUACUUGAUGGGUGUAGUGGCAGUGACCGUUUUCUCUGAUCAAGAAGGCAUGACGGAAUUUGCAUCAGUCUCUGCUGCUAUGUUCACAGCAUUCCGCUGCUUCACGGAUGGAUGCGCAGCUACAGAUGGGACGCCCUUGCAGGAGACUUUGCGUCAGAGAUAUGGUUUCCCUUUCAUGAUGAUCUACAUCCUGCUGUUUCUCUUUGUGACAAUUGGGAUUUUCAAUCUCAUCAUGGCGGUUUUCAUCGACAACGUCACUGACGGGUGCACAAAGAAGAGGCAACGGGAGCUUGGUCACAAUGCGCCGAAGAAUGCUUGGCGCAUUGCCGCGACCUUGCGGGGUAUCAUUCUGCAAAAAGUUCUUCGCAAAGAGGCCGAAGACGAGGCCAUGAAAGAAGCUAUGCAUGGGCCACCUGGGACUGCGCGAAGAGUCUCCAAGAUCUUCAGGGAGAAGUGGGAGGAACUUCGAGGAAUGUAUGGCAAACCGCACUCGACUUACGAGUACGCCGAGCUGACAGAUCGAAUCCGUGAAGAUAUGGCGGAAUAUGAUGUGGUCGUGACCCGGGAUGAGUUCAAUCACUGGCUGGCCAGCCACGAUGGUUUGCUGGAUACAUUGGAAGAUGCCGAGAUUGAUUUGUCCUGCAAGUCGGAUUUGUUUGAUGUUCUUGAUGCUGACAUGAGCGGAGAGCUCGAGUUUGAGGAGAUGAUCGAUGGCUUGUUGAAAUGCCGCGGACCUGCGUCCAAAACCGACAUCAUCGCAAUCAGGCUUAAGGCCCGCUUGAUGGUGCGGAUGAUGACUGCAAUUUGCUCAAAGCUUGGAAUAAAAGAUGUGUAAAGCGAUGCCGAUGGAGAACGAUCCGGAUGCCAGGGUGUUUCAACCUUGACACAUGUAAUUUCCUGGAUCCUUGUGGUCUUGGAUUUUCAGUGAAAGAGACUCAGAAAUUUGUUGCCCCUGCCAAGCAGAUGGCACGCUCAGGAUUUGCACGCGAUGAUUUUCCACACAUGUACAGACGCGAUAAGGACAUCGUCAAAACAA
Molecule: messenger RNA, 2212 nt
Organism: Cladocopium goreaui
Lineage: Eukaryota; Dinophyceae; Suessiales; Symbiodiniaceae
Source: the annotation of a GenBank genome assembly